Molecule: messenger RNA, 1320 nt
Organism: Pezoporus flaviventris
Lineage: Eukaryota; Metazoa; Chordata; Aves; Psittaciformes; Psittacidae
Gene: PRPH2
Product: peripherin 2
Exons: 3
Coding region: 150-1214 (354 amino acids)
Biological process (GO): visual perception
Cellular component (GO): membrane
Source: RefSeq, a predicted model, not a curated record
GAGCCCAGGAUGGAAGGACCAUGCAGUGGUUCGCUUCCCGCUGAGCUGGCCAGGCUCUCUUCCAGUGCCUGAAUGGUUUUUCCUCAAGCAGCUUCCGCCGAGAAGAGGGGUCCAGGCUGUGAAACCUUCCAACGUCUCCCACUACAAAGAUGGCACUGCUGAAGGUCAAAUUCAGCCAGAAGAAACGGGUAAAACUAGCCCAGGGACUAUGGCUCAUGAACUGGUUUUCGGUGUUUGCUGGGAUCCUUGUCUUUAGCAUGGGGUUGUUCCUCAAAAUCGAGCUCCGGAAGCGAAGCGAAGUGAUGGACAAUUCUGAAAGCCACUUUGUGCCCAAUUCUUUGAUAUUGAUGGGUAUAUUAUCCUGCGCCUUCAAUGGGUUUGCUGGCAAAAUCUGUUACGACUCUCUGGAUCCCGCUAAAUUUGCCAAGUGGAAGCCUUUGCUGAGACCUUACCUGGCUCUCUGUUUCCUCUUUAACAUUCUCAUUUUCUUCGUUGCUCUGCUUUGCUUUCUCAUGCGGGGCUCUCUGGAGAGCACCCUGGCCCAGGGGCUCAAGAACGGCAUGAAGUUCUACCGGGACACAGACACCCCGGGAAGAUGCUUCAUGAAGAAGACCAUCGACAUGCUCCAGAUCGAGUUCAAGUGCUGCGGGAACAAUGGCUUCAAAGACUGGUUCGAAAUCCAGUGGAUCAGCAACAGAUACCUGGACUUCAGCUCCAAGGAAGUGAAAGAUCGGAUCAAAAGCAACGUGGACGGCAGGUACCUGGUGGACGGUGUCCCUUUCAGCUGCUGCAACCCCAGCUCGCCGAGACCCUGCAUCCAGUACCAGGUCACCAACAACUCCGCUCACUACAGCUACGACUACCAAACGGAGGAGCUCAACCUCUGGCGCCGCGGCUGCCGGGAAGCCCUCCUGCACUACUACAGCAGCAUGAUGAGCUCCAUGGGCGCCGUCGUCCUCCUCGUCUGGCUCUUUGAGAUGUCCGUGAUGGCUGGCUUGCGUCUCCUGCACACCUCUCUGGAAAGCAUCCCAAACCCUGAGGACCCUGAAUGCGAAAGCGAAGGGUGGAUCCUGGAGAACAGCCUGAAGGACACUCUGAAAUCCGCGCUGGAGAGCUUGAAAAAGCUCGGUAAGUUCAACCAGGUGGAAGCAGAAGGAGAAGGGGCCGAAGGAGAGGAAGGAGGGAAGACGCCAGCCAUCGCAACGGUCAGCUGAGCUCCUCUCCGGGGUGGACUUGUUAUCAGAGAAGAAACAAACUGAGAACUGUGCAGAUCUACGUUACAAGCUACGCAUCGACCAUCAGAAUACGCGGUUCUACACA